AUGUUCAAAAAGUUUGACGAAAAGGAGGACAUUUCCUGUACAAAUAAUGCCAAGAACUCCAUCGUGAAAUCUUUACGCACUCGACUGACUGAAGGUUAUGGUAUUGAUAGUAAAAUGGUUGAUCAGAUUUUGCCCAAGAAAGAUGUUGUAAAACACAUUAAGUGUCAUGAACAUGUCGACUUGUAUUCAGAUUCUGACGGUGAAGUCAUGUUUUUCCGACAACGUGAGGGUCCGUUUAUUCCAUCGCUGAGAUUGCUUCAUAAAUAUCCUUUCAUCCUACCUCAUUUACAAGUUGACAGAGGUGCUAUCAAGCAUGUUUUAAAUGGGUCAAAUAUUAUGUGUCGUGGUUUGACAUCACCCGGUGCUCGGAUGACAGAAGUUCCUAAGGAGUCAGUUGUUGCUGUAAUGGCAGAAGGCAAAACAAAUGCACUCGCAGUUGGUAUUACUACGUUAUCUACUGAUGAGAUCUUGUCAACCAACAAUGGCAUUGGGGUCAAAAAUAUACAUUAUUUGAAUGAUGGAUUAUGGCAUAACCGUCUGAUUGGUUUAUUUCUUCACUGUCGAAAAUACAAAGGGAAAACAUGCGUUUUUAUAGCACUGUGUUUCUUUGCAGCAUUCCUAUAUUUCACUAAACAUUAUAUCGUCAGUGAUGUAAUAAUAAGGAUAUCCGAUUGGAAGUGGGGUCCAGCUGAUAGUCAGAAUUGUCCAGUAUUUGAUCACUCUAAAGAAGACCCUACUAUUAAUCGUAUGGCAGUUUUAGUACCAUUUAGAGACCGUUUCACUGAAUUGCAAGAAUUCAUACCUCAUUUAAACAACUUCCUCAAUAAUCAAAACGUUCGUCAUACAUUUUUUAUCAUUAAUCAAGUGGAUGAUCUUCGGUUUAAUAGAGGAGCUUUGUUAAAUGUAGGAGCACUUGAGUCGCUUGAAGCUGAAGUUAAUGGAAUUAUUGUUGAAAGUAUUACUCAAAAAAAUUCAUUGUAUCACUUAUCUUCACAAUGUUUAAAACUUCCUUUUACAAAAUAUUUGGCUUUACAUGAUGUUGACUUACUACCUGAAGAUCCGGCAUUAAAAUAUAAUAUGCCAUCGGAAUUAGGACCGAUUCAUCUUAUUCCAUUUUAUCUUCAUCCACGUUAUUAUUAUUUUAAAGAAUAUGCCGGUGGUGUUUUAAUCAUUAAAAGAACUCAAUACAGUUUAGUUGGUGGUAUGUCAAACUCAUUUUGGGGAUGGGGACGAGAGGAUGAUGAAUUUCAGAUACGUUUAAAAUCGAAAGGAUUUAAGAUUGUAACGCCAAUUAAUGUUACCAUGGGGCUGAAAGCUUUCCGUCAUAUUCAUCAAGAAGAUCAACAUAAACGAGACGUUAAGACCUACUAUAAUCCCGAUGUUAUGAACUUGAUUCGCAAUCCGAUUGGAGGUUUGACUUCAGUAAAUUAUACUGUUAUAAAAAGACGUCUAAUAACAAUCAGCAGUAUUCCAGCUAUUUCUCUACUGUCAAAUUUUCUCUAUUUGUCUGAAUUAAUCGAUUCCGACAAAUCAUUGUAUACACAGAUGCCUAGUACAUUAUGGAAUCCGAUUUUUCCCAUACUGAGUAGGGAGUUUAGUUGCCGUAGUUUCAACUUAAUUCGACACUUCGAGCCGCAGGUGAGUUUGAGUAAAUUUGUUGUAAUAUUUAACACGUAUUCUCUGGAAUCCCUUUUUUAUGUUUUUUUCAAAAUAGCUUACAGCCUGCUUCUCGCGAGUCAGUAUUUCACGGGCUUAGAACACUACAUAGUAUGAAGGAAGCAGAUAGUUCGGACGCAAUCAGAAAUGAGAACAAAAAUCGUCCGGUUGUAAAAUAAUGAGGCACGCUGUUUCCGAACAAACUAGUCUAUUCCGUAGUCAGAAGGUCGCCACCAUUCUUAGAGUGGGCCGGAGAUAAGCCAUCUAUCCUAGCCUGGUAUUCGUGGCAGGAGUUGAAGUUCCUUAUAAACUUCUGCCGUGUUAGAUGGAUCAAUCGACACUGACCAGGGAGAACAGCGAAUUCCGAUCGAUGUAACCAUUUUCCAUUAAUAAAGAGAAACGCAGUCAAGCCAGGAAGAAUAAGCAUCGAAGAUACGAUCCGAGAAGAAAAUAUAAAUUCGUAAAAUCAAAACAAAAGAAAGUUAUGAGGAAUUUAGAAUCUCGGAAUUUGGAUGGUGACAAAGGAAGGAUGCAUGUACGCCAUUACAAACGAUUUUGAGCCGUACCAUCCAAAGUCUCUGACCAUUGGUUACGAUAAUCACGCGGACCCCAACCAGGUCGUUUAUACCUAUGAAUAUGGCUAAGUCCAGUUAUCGGUAAAUUCACGAACUGAUGCCAUGUUUUUGUUUGGCCACCUUUAGCUUUCUUCCAGCCUACUCCUGCACCAGCAAACAUCUCCCAUCACAGGUUGGUAAGAGCCAAUCGAGCCUUCUGAAUCCGUGCCGAAAUUUCGUCAGAUACCAAACCAACAAAACUGGUUUAACUCGGGAAGCUUAGUGCUAAUGUCCCGAUAAAUAGACCACCUUAUUAAAAUGCUUUUAAGCCAUUACUUGAGGUUAUGAUUUAUUGAUCUUGAGACAAAGUUUCCGAUCACAUCGCCACAUUUCGCUUUUGAUCCAGGUAUAUCAAAUGUAUCAUUUUGUGUUAGAUCAGGUUCGAGAAAUUGCACCUUGAAAUUGAAGGUCUUACAUUAUUUAGAAUUGAAGGUUUCGAAUUUUAAAUAAUUCAAAACCAGUUUUUGAUUCAAUCUACCUUGAAUAUUCAUUCUAAAAAUGUACCCUUAAUAAUGCCAUAGAGUGAGCAUAUCUUUUAUCUUCUCAGUGCAGUGAGCUCUACAAUUUCUUGAGGUCCUUAUCACGACAGCUGUUCAUUGUAUGGUACUUACUUCUGUCGACUUCUAACUAAGGAUUUAUGCAAGGAGGUUGACACAUAAGUUGUUAUUACUUACUUAAGCGUUGUUUAUCUUUGAUAUUGCGUUGACUUUUAUCUAUUUUAAUAAUCGUGUGAGAAUACUCUGUAAGCACUAGAAAAUGGCAUUUUCAAAAAUUCGGUCAUAUAUGUCAAUCACUUACAAAUCACACUACGUAAAAUUGGUUUUUAUUUUAUCAACUGUAUUUUUUAAAAACCUUGCUUGUUGUUUAAGCUGUUUAAAAUCCUCUUGAAAAAUUAUUAUUUCCCCAUAAGUACGGAGCUAACACGAAAAUUACUCACGUAAAGGUCGUGUGUGACCGACCUCAAUCAGUUGUACCUUGGGCACUGCGGUCAGGCUCUCAGGUCACUAAGACCACCCCUAACCCAAUUUUCUUUUCAGGUAACUCCAGAAGAACCCUUCCAUGAUGUGGGCAACCGGGAAGUGAUAACUGCUCUCAUAAUUCAGACAGCACCCAAGAUCACUAUUCAUAUUCAGUCUCCGUCUUCAAUUCCUAUUAUUCCUCCUAAGUCAUCUUUCAACUCUAAACUUGCUCUUUUGACUUCCUCCGCAAGUGUCACCAUAGCCAACGCUUCUAGUGCGCGAGACACUGUCCCAGGUCUACUGAAACCUCGCUCCAAACUACACAUUGGAGCCUUCAAUGUACGUACUCUAUGUCAAAUCGGUCAAGUUGAUGUAGUUAUCUGAUACACCUUUCAGUGAGACAAAACCAUAGAACCUCAUGAUCAACGGGAUUUGACAUCGCCUUGUGGUCAACGAAUACAACUAUACUCGGACAUCAGAAAGUACGUCUAUGUUCCAGAAUCUGCCGAAGGGUGAAUAAUUGAUCUGUACAUCCACCCUCAGGUCUGAACCCAGCCUAAUUUCCUCGGGUUUGCUCUACAUGAGCUAUAGUUAGACGUCGAAGUAUUAUUGAGGCUAACAUUUUAGACACUAGAUUAGUUAAACUGUCUCCUCACAAGAGGAUUUUUAUCCCUUCUUCUAGACUGGGAUGAUCAGUGAUCAAGACCUGCCAAAUGAAAUUACAUCCAGACCCGAGAUUGUAGCUCGGAUUUAGUUAGUGUAACUGCCAAAACUGCACCACCAUCCCUAACAAUCUCAGGGGUUAGUCCAUCGUACGAUUUAUGUACGUUGUAUCUCGGAAACACGCGUACAGGAUCCUAGUGGUGUCAUUCACUUGACCUCACCUCACCAAAAUGGGGAGCCGACGAGAUACGCUCUCCAUCCAUCUGGCGACCCGAUGGCUAGUUCUCGUGGACUGGCAGGUGUUGGCAUGGGACUAAGUAUGAGGGCAGAACAAGCACUAUUAGAAUGGGUCCCCGUUGACGGUCGCCUAUGCGUUGUUCAGCUAAACGGCUUUGUGAGAACUCGGAAGGAUAGGGACACACUUCACUGCCUUUUCGUCGUUCCUGCCUACGCUCUCACGGACUGCAGCUCGGAUAAAGUGAAGGAUGACCUUUACAGAAAGCUUUCCGAACUUAUCCAUAAAGCUACCCGCUCAGACAGUACUCGUAGCAGGUGACUAGUGCCAAGGUAGGUAGCUUAAACCAAAACAGCAGCGACAUUCAUUAGUGAUUUAAACCAAAGGGUUACGAAGAACAAAUGGGUUUCUACUAGGUCUCUUGCACUGAUAGAUUCUCGUAAACUCAUCCCAUCAGGCUCUGAACAUGAUGAAGAGGGAAAACAAAUCAGAUUUAAAUUAACCAAGAGUCUAAGGAACGACCGUGAGCAGUGGUGGGUAACGAAAGCAAAAGAGAUAGAAAUGGCAGCGGCUGUAGGUAACACCAGACAGCUUUUCAGACUAAUAAAUUCAACUGGAAUUAAGAAGUGAUGUGUGAGACGAUCUCAGAAAAAGACAACACUCUUAUCCGCUUUCAGCCCAGACAUUUAGAACGAUGAGCGGAACAGUUUAAGGAGCAGUUCAUCUGACCUUCAACUACUCUACAACUACCCACCGUUCCCAGACAGCCUGAAUGGAACAUUGAAGUAGUCCAAAAAGCUAUAGCUAAUCUGAAACUAGGAAAAGCAGAUGGAUUGGCUCCAGAUGUCUUUAAGUAUGGUGGUCUAAUUUAGCGAUUAGGUUGACUAAUAUUUUAGGUGAAAUCUGGAAACUGAAUGUAAACCCAUCUGACUGGUCUCAAUCACUGAUUGUCCGAAUAUAUGAGAAGGGGUCAAGGUAAUCUUGUGAUAACCAUAGAGGAAUUAGUUUGACUAAUAUAGCAUCUAAAAUACUAGCCUCAAUGAUUAUUGGGUACCUGACAGACUCGUGAACUGUAAACACGAGAAAAUCAGACUGGCUUUGAGCCUCGUCAUGGCUGCAUCGACUACAUGUUCACCAUUCUUCAGAUUUUAGAAUACAGGCAUGCUUAUUGGCGUCCGACAAUGGUGGUCUUUCUUGACUUAAACUCAACAUUCGACAGUGUUGUCAUUGAAGGAUCUACCUUGGAAGUAUAUAAAUUUUGUGAAGUCUCUUUAAUCAAUCACCACCAUCUGAGUCGGAGUUAUGGUGAACGACAAAGCUGUUCACUGUCUCAAGUUUUGUUCAACUUCAUCUUAGACAUACUGAUGGAAAUAAUGUUCUUGUCGACUGAAUUUUCAGGAAUCGAUCUCCUAUUAGGAGGUUCAUUUAUUGACCUAGAGUACUCUGAUGACAUAGUAUUUUUUUGGUGAAGACGCUGAUAAAGUGCAGUCUUUCGGUAGCACUGAGCAACAAUACCAGGAUGUUUGGGAUGUGUUUCUCCCCUCUAAAUGCAAGUUUUUGCUUCAGGACUGGUCUGCGUCAACACCUGAACUAAGGAUAGGGAGUGAAAUAGUUGAACGCGUCGACAGCUUCACUUAUCUUGGAAGUCUGAUCAGCCCUAAUGGGUUGGUGUCUGCCGAAAUCUCUGCACGGAUUCAGAAAGCUCAUUUGGCUUUUGCCAUCUUGCGCUACCUAUGGCGAAGGUGACAUAUCCGUCUAUCAAUAUAAUGAUGAGUAUACUGCACGACAUUUCGUUCUGUUCUACUUUACGGCUGCGAAACGUAGCCACCAAGAGUAGAAGAUACUCUAGUAUUUGACCACAGAUGUCUUAGAAAUAUAGCUCGCAUCUGCUGGGAUCAUCGGGUAAGUAAUAGUGAGGUUAGACGCAAGGUAUUAGAGAAUGAUGGUAAAUCAGUUGAUGAGGUUGUAAAUCUUCAUCAACUGAGAUGGUUGGGCCACUUGUUACGUAUGCCUGAAUACCGAUUACCACGACGCGCAAUGUGUUGGGGAUGGUUGAAAGUUAGGGGUGGCCAAACCAAAACAUGGCAUCAGUUCUCGAAGUCACUAACUACUUAUGUAAGCCAUGUUGAUAGAUGCUGACUACUUGGUUGGAGUUCAUGUGACUAUCGUAACCAAUGGUUGAAGACUCUUGGUGACAUGGCUCAGAAUUGAUCACAGUGACGUCGGUGUAUGCACUCUUUGUCAUCCCUUAAACCGUGAGAUUGAAAUUGCUUUAUAUCUUUUUUUCUACAAACUAAUUCUCUCUUCCUGUACUAUAUCCUUAUACACAGUCCAUUCUUUUAUGCAUUACUACCAUCUGAAACUAGGAAAAGCAGAUGGAUUGGCUCCAGAUGUCUUUAAGUAUGGUGAUCUAAUUUUAGCGAUUAGGUUGACUAAUAUUUUAGGUGAAAUCUAGAAACUGAAUGUAAACCCAUCUGACUGGUUUCAAUCACUGAUUGUCCGAAUAUAUGAGAAGGGGUCAAAGUAAUCUUGUGAUAACCAUAGAGGAAUUAGUUUGAUUAAUAUAGCAUCUAAAAUACUAGCCUCAAUGAUUAUUGGGUACCUGACAAAGACUCGUGAACUGUAAACACGAGAAAAUCAGGCUGGCUUUGGGCCUCGUCAUGACUGCAUCGACUACAUGUUCACCAUUCGUCAGAUUUUAGUAUACAGGCUUGCUUAUCGGCACCAAAUGUGAUAGUUUUUCUUGACUUAGAAGCAGCAUUUAACUCGGUUAACCGAGAGGUUCUGUGGCAUUGAAAGGCGUACUUGAGAAGUACAUAAACCUUGUGAAGGCUCUAUUCGCACAAUACUGGUCGAGUCAGAGCGUAUGGCGAACCGUCAUCUGAAUUUGCAACUUCAAGUGGUGUCUAGCAAGGCUGUUCACCAUCUCUAUUUCUGCUUAAUUUCAUCACAGACCUACUGCUGGAAAUAACAUUCUCGUUGGUCGAACUUUCAGGACUUGACCUCCUACCAGCAAGUUCGCUGUCUUGUUUUCUAAAGACCCUGAUAAAAACAGUGCUCUUGUAUUGUAGCACAUGUCUUUCGUAGCGUUGUAGCUGACUGAAGUAAUGCAUGAAAAACGGCUACGUUAGCAUAGUUGCAAUAGGCCCCCAAAAGCCCUGCUAUGAAUAAGAGUGGAGUGGGCUCGGCCUCCCUCUCGAAAUGCUCUCACACGGCCACGCGUACACAGCCUCUGCCAGGGAAGUCCUACUCACUGCCUUCUCGUGGCAGGGGUGUUGUUUAAGAAAAUGAGUGGACGAAAACCGAAUGUCCGGCGCUUUAACCGGAUCCCAAACCAAUGGUGCACAUGGGCUCCAGUAUCCUGGGGAAACAAAUGGCGUAUGAACCAAUUUAUGGUCACCAGCUUCCAUGGGACUGCAUCUCCUCACGAUGCUCCACUGCCUUGUGGAUCGGAUCUUCAGGUCGAGGGCUCGGGGAGUGGCCCCCUAAGAAAACCACCUGGUUCGGUUUGGGCACCCGGGCAGUAUCACAGCUUUCACACAAGUCAAGUGAGAUUUGUGCGGCGCAUAUGUCUUUGGUGCCUCCUUGUACCAAUAUCUGUGUUAAAAUAAAUAAUAGUUGCAAUAGACGGUCACCAUUAUCUGUUCGCCGACCCGCAACGUCGUAAAAACCACUCCAUUUCUUUCGGUUUUGUUUAGUUCGUUUACCUGAGCACUCAAAUCACCUUCCAUUUGUAUUAAGGUAUCCAACCUUAAGCUAAACGCCCUGUAGUAAUUCAUGCUCAUCACAACCAUGUGGUGUUAACAAAUCAUGAAAUCAUUUUCAAAAGGUUUUCGGGCCAUAGGGUACUAUAAACCAGCUGUACGCAAUACUUGCAGUCAAUAAAUUAGUCAAUCAUGUCUUAUUGCAAUGGGGUUUCUGUGUUGUUUAUUUGAUAGAAAAUUUUAAUCAUUGUAUAUUACUAUAAUUGGAUGUUAUUCGUUCGUUUAGACACCGAAAGAAGUCGGACCAAAUGACCGGAACAAUCACCUUCCUAAGUCGUAUGAAUUGAUGAUGCGAACCGUACAAAACAGAGUAGGUCCGACCCAGAGGCCUCGCAAAAGACUAUACACCAUAUUGCUUUCUCGUCGAGAGAACAAAAUGUCGGAAUCAGUUAGGAUGUCCACUCCCGAAGGGCGGGCGCUCAUUUUUAAGAGACUUAUUGAUGGACAAAAACGUUUGUGGCCGCAUGCUUGGUAGUUUGUUUGCUUCAACUUCUCAGACAUAUUUUUGAAAAUUUGUGUACUUCUAUUUCACUCUAUCUUCAAAUAUAGUGCGUAUCAACGACU
Molecule: messenger RNA, 8455 nt
Organism: Schistosoma guineensis
Lineage: Eukaryota; Metazoa; Platyhelminthes; Trematoda; Strigeidida; Schistosomatidae
Source: the annotation of a GenBank genome assembly